AUGCCUGGAUACGGAGUGACGGUGAUGGGACCUGCCGGUGCCGGCAAGACCACCUUUUGCGCAUCUCUGAUCCAAUGCCUUCAGAACAACAGAAGGUCAUGCUUUUAUAUCAACCUUGACCCCGCCGCCGAUACGUUCGCAUACGAGCCCGAUCUUGACAUCAAGGACCUCAUUACCCUCGAGGAUGUCAUGGAGGAGCUUCAUCUCGGUCCCAACGGUGGACUGAUCUACUGCUUCGAGUUCCUCAUGGAGAACCUCGACUUCAUAACCGACCCUCUGGAGGAUGUGACGGAAGAGUACCUCAUCAUCAUUGACAUGCCUGGCCAAAUCGAGCUGUACACCCACGUUCCAAUCAUCCCACAACUGCUCAGACACCUCACGCGAGGCAGUCUGAACAUCAACAUGUGCGCCGCGUACCUUCUCGAAAGCUCCUUCAUCGUCGAUCGCUCCAAGUUCUUCUCCGGCACACUCAGCGCGAUGAGUGCUAUGAUCAUGAUGGAACUGCCACACAUCAACAUCUUGAGUAAGAUGGAUCAAGUGAAGGGGCAGAUCGCACGGAAAGAGUUGAAGCGUUUCAUCGAUCCGGAUACAAGUCUAUUGCAAGAUGCGCCUCAGAGCGGCCUGGUGUAUGAGUUCAAAGACGGGGUGGACAACGGCGAGCCCGAGGACGCGCAGGCUUUGAUGAGUGGAGCUUCGUUUUCUAAGCUCAAUCGCGCAGUCGGCCAGCUCAUCGACGACUUCAGCCUGGUGUCGUUCCUUAAGCUCGAUGCACAGGACGAGGACAGUGUCAGCGCUAUACUGAGCUACAUCGACGAUGCCAUUCAGUUCCACGAGAGUCAAGAGCCUCGUGAGCCGAAUGACGGUGGUGAGGAAGACACGGACAUGGGUUGA
Molecule: messenger RNA, 891 nt
Organism: Ramularia collo-cygni
Lineage: Eukaryota; Fungi; Ascomycota; Dothideomycetes; Mycosphaerellales; Mycosphaerellaceae
Product: related to Gop-2 protein
Exons: 1
Coding region: 1-891 (296 amino acids)
Molecular function (GO): GTPase activity
Source: RefSeq, a predicted model, not a curated record